GAGCUUCACUUCCCUGUUUCCGCUACUGGUUUGAAGUUUGAAGAAGUUCAAGGUGCAACAACUUGUUUAUCUCACUGUCGCUGUCUCUCUAGAAAACCAGAAGCUAUCUGCUCUGAUGUUAGACAAGAAGAAACAAGCAUGGAGGAAUCAUCAUCUUCCCUUUCGCUCAAGGACCGGGUAGCAAUAGUAACUGGCGGCUCUCGUGGAAUUGGCUGUGCCAUUGCCAUUCACCUCCAUUCUCUUGGUGCAAGAGUUGCACUCAAUUAUGCUUCAAACUCUACACAAGCUGAUCUUUUGGCAUCUGAACUGAAUGCCUCUUAUACUCCUGAACAUACCAGAGCAGUUGCUAUCAAAGCUGAUGUUUCGGAUCCUAAGCAAGUCAAGCUACUCUUUGAUAGAGCUGAACAAGAAUUUGGCUCAAAGAUACAUAUCCUUGUCAACUGUGCUGGUGUGAUGGAUCAAAAGUAUCCAACCUUGGCAAAUACAACAAUGGAGGAUUGGGAUAGCACAUUUAAUAUCAACACUAAAGGAUCAUUCCUCUGUUGUCGUGAGGCAGCCAAUCGCAUGACACGUGAAGGUGGUGGAAGAAUCAUAAUGAUCUCCACCUCUCUCGUGGGAUCUCUCCUACCAGGAUACGCAGCUUAUGUUGCUUCCAAGGCAGCCGUUGAGGCUAUGAUGAAGAUAUUGGCCAAGGAGCUCAAAGGCACAAGAGUAACUGCUAAUUGUGUUGCUCCAGGACCAGUAGCCACAGAGUUGUUCUUUGCUGGUAAAACUGACGAAACCAUCAAGAGAUUUGCGGAUGCUUGCCCUUUAGGUCGAUUAGGUGAGCCCAAGGAUAUAGCAGGGAUAGUGGGAUUUUUAGCUAGUGAUGCUGGAGAGUGGAUCAAUGGGCAGGUAAUCAGAGUCAAUGGAGGAGUUGUUGUUUAAACAGCGUCAUGCUGCUCUCUCUCCUUUUCUUUUCCUCUUUGAUCUUGAUGAAUGGAUUUUCCCCCAUGUUUCAUAGUAUUUUUUACCAAUAAAUAAAUAGCACUGGA
Molecule: messenger RNA, 1034 nt
Organism: Theobroma umbraticum
Lineage: Eukaryota; Viridiplantae; Streptophyta; Magnoliopsida; Malvales; Malvaceae
Source: RefSeq, a predicted model, not a curated record